ACAAAAAUCCUAAAUUAAUGGCUUAAAAAUUUUCUUUUACCAUAAACUCACAUGAGAGAAUCUCUUUCCUGAAUUAGCCAAUUGACACACACGAGAGAUAGAUUUAAAAUACUGACCAUUCUUUUGCCGCUCUCGUCUUCCUCUUCUUCUCCCACUCUCUUGCCGUUGCCGCCGAUGCUUUUUCCCUCUCUGUAACGCGCCGCCGAUCGAACUCUUUGUUUCUUUCUCAGACAACAAUGGUGAGACGUAAGAGGCAACGCAAGGACAACCAGAAUGAACAGGAUAGGAUCAGUGACUUGAGCGAUUGUCUUCUCCUUCACAUACUCUCUGUUUUGAACACCAAACAGGCCAUUCAAACUUCCAUUUUGUCCAAAAGAUGGAUCAAUGUCUGGAAGAAUCUUCCCUCUCUUACAUUAAGUUGUUUUGACAUUCGGAACAUUGACCUAUUCCAAAAGACUUUAAAAGAUGCUGUUUCACACAAUAUCAAACACUUAAAACUAGUUGUAUCUACUAUUGAAUGCAUCCCGCCUUACUUUUCAUGUCUCAGUUUAACGUCUCUUAAUCUUAAAGCUUUCUACGGUAAAAUGUUUCACUUGGCCCAACCACAAAUAUUUCCAAAUUCUCUGUGUUUGCCAGCAUUAACUACUCUGUCUCUGGAGUACUUUGCCAUUCGUCGCAGUGAUGAUGGUUAUGUCGAGCCCUUUUCCACAUUUAACAUGUUGAAUACUUUGAUCGUUUGCAGUUGUGUAGUUUUGGGUGGACAAAACCUUCGCAUUUCAAGUACCAAGCUUGGCAAUUUAACUAUACAUUUGUAUCGUGGUCAACCUUAUAAGUACUUUCCCGGAUCCACUUUUGGAAUUGAGUUAUAUCAUGCUCCAAGUCUUCAUACCUUUGUUUUUACUGCUGAUGAUUAUAUUCAUAAACUUUAUGGGAGCAAGAGCGUUUUCUCUUCUAUCAAACAUGUAUAUUUUGAUGUAGUGCGUUAUUUCAAUUUGCAGAGGAGAAAUCAAUCAAACAUACUCGACUUGCUGGUUGAGCUUGCUAAUAUCGAAUCGUUGACCAUCACUUCAACUACUCUUAUGGUUCUUUCCAACUUUCCUGAUGUAUUGAAGGUUAAGCUCCCAUCCUUGCUUAACUUACAGUCACUGAAAGUAAUAACGCAUCCAGGUUCUAGACCUACAACUAUACCUAACGGAAUGGUGCACUUUUUGCUUCAAAAUUCACCCUUGGCAAAGGUUGACUACAUCAAAUAUAAAAAAGGCAUGUUGAUGUGUGCUUCUUGAAUCACAUGUUCAACUAGUUUGAAUUAACUUCUAGCUCAUAGAUAAAGGUUCUUAAUGAAAGUGGGAAGCAAAAAAUUACCAGAGGAGAUGCUGAGUUGGCAAGGGAUUCGGAGAAUUCACAUGUAGAGCGAGUUAGUUAUAUAAAGAAAAAGAGGAAUUUCACUAACCUCCCAUGAGAAAAAGAUGGAACUGCUUCCUGUCACACAACUUACAAAUUUAGAUUAGACAUCAUUACUUUAACAAAAAUGCGUUAAUCUUUUUGCUUCUCUAUGACCUUUUUCUUUAUACAAUUCUGAUUAUUCUUUUUACAAUUCCACAAGAUAGAGUUAAAGUAAACACAGAUGACAUCAUAUUGUAAAUCAUUUUUUCAUAUUUUUUAGUUCUGGUGUAAUUCACACUUACUAUACUCCAUGAGAUUGGUAAAUUGAAUUUGGCUUUAUAGGAUAUAAAGAGAUUGAUC
Messenger RNA from Trifolium pratense (red clover), 1743 nucleotides. RefSeq names its product F-box protein At5g03100-like. Gene Ontology annotation, molecular function: protein binding. Lineage: Eukaryota; Viridiplantae; Streptophyta; Magnoliopsida; Fabales; Fabaceae. Bases 237 to 1283 code for a protein of 348 amino acids. The transcript is spliced from 4 exons. The record is from RefSeq and is a predicted model, not a curated record.